Molecule: messenger RNA, 993 nt
Organism: Puntigrus tetrazona (Sumatra barb)
Lineage: Eukaryota; Metazoa; Chordata; Actinopteri; Cypriniformes; Cyprinidae
Product: glucokinase regulatory protein-like
Exons: 11
Coding region: 1-993 (330 amino acids)
Biological process (GO): negative regulation of glucokinase activity; glucose homeostasis; response to fructose
Cellular component (GO): cytosol; mitochondrion; nucleoplasm
Molecular function (GO): carbohydrate binding; fructose-6-phosphate binding; enzyme binding
Source: RefSeq, a predicted model, not a curated record
AUGGAUCACACGAAGCCGUGUUACGAGCUCUCUCUGCCCGUCACGGAGGAAUGCAACCCCAUCAGCAGAGAUAUUGAUAGAGCAAACGGCGCACAGAUGGUGCAAAUACUGAGGAGAUGCGACGCCGAGAUUUUUGAGAAGAAAAUAAAUCACGAUCCAUUUUAUCAGAGACUAUAUAGUUCACCCGUCAUCCAAACGAUGGUGGAUGUGGCGAAGAGGGUGGAAAUGAUGCUGAGGACGUCCUUUAAUGAGAUGUUGAACGGCCCAAAACACAAGCAGAUCUGUUCGUACAUCAUAGCUGGAGGUGACAGGGCCCUGCUCACAUCGCAGGAGGCUCCAGAGGACGACCCGGCGCUGGGAGCUCGCGCGCUGGACAAGGUCUGUGCAGGAAAGAAACGCGUCCUGUUCAUUGGAAUAUCUUGUGGCAUGUCGGCACCAUUUGUUGCUGGGCAACUGGAUUUUUGUCUGAAGCGCUUAGGCGUCUUUACUCCAGUGCUCCUGGGAUUCAAUCCUGUACAUAUGGCGAGGAGUGAACCGAUGCAGGACUGUUCGUUUCACUUUAAAGACGUUGCAGAGAGGAUGACUGCAGAGCAGAGGCAUAAGAAAGCGUUCGUCUUAAAUCCUGUUUUGGGAGACAGCGCUGGGAGCUUUCAACUAAAUGGUGUCUUAAUGCAAUCAGCACAGGAGCUCACGACUGAAGGAAAGGUCUACAUGAACUACAUGAUCGACCUCAGAGUGACCAACAGCAAGCUGUACAGGAGAGCCAUCAACAUUUUACAGUUCACAGGCUGCUCCGAAAGCCGGUGUGAAAGAGCUCUACUGAGAGCCAUCUACGGCACAGAGGACCUGAGUGAAGACAUGACAUCAGCGGGUGUGUGGAAACACACAGAGGAGGGAAACAGACGGGAUCGAGUGGUCCCCUCUGCUCUGGUGAUGAUCUGCUGCCGUGCACUCUCGAUGAAGCUCGACGUCAUUUGGAUCGUCAUCCUGUGA